Messenger RNA from Perca flavescens (yellow perch), 5037 nucleotides. RefSeq names its product MAPK activated protein kinase 5 (gene mapkapk5). Gene Ontology annotation, molecular function: protein kinase activity; ATP binding. The transcript is spliced from 15 exons. Lineage: Eukaryota; Metazoa; Chordata; Actinopteri; Perciformes; Percidae. The coding region runs from base 65 to 1480 and encodes 471 amino acids. The record is from RefSeq and is a predicted model, not a curated record. Gene Ontology annotation, biological process: protein phosphorylation.
UAGCAAAAUAGUCCAGAGAUGUGUAGCUAGGGAGGCAGACUUCAUCUGUCCAGAGCACAGCACCAUGUCGGAGGAUAACAACGCAGACAAGUUCAUCAAGGAGACAUCCAUUCUAGACGAGUACAACAUAAACUGGACACAGAAGUUGGGAGCCGGCAUCAGUGGACCUGUCAGAGUUUGUAUGAAGAAGACCUCUCAGGAACGCCUGGCCCUAAAGAUCCUCAUUGAUCGCCCCAAGGCCAGGAAUGAGGUGCGUCUCCAUAUGAUGUGUGCCAACCAUCCAAACAUAGUGCAAAUCCUGGAAGUUUACGCAAAUAGUGUUCAGUUCCCGCAUGAGUCCAGCCCGAGAGCGAGACUCCUGAUUGUUAUGGAGAUGAUGGAGGGUGGCGAACUGUUCCACAGAAUCAGUCAGCACAGGCACUUUACUGAAAAGAUGGCCAGCCAGGUCACUAAACAGAUCAGUCAAGCCUUGGAACAUUGUCACUCCCUAAAUAUUGCACAUCGCGACCUGAAGCCAGAGAACCUGCUCUUUAAGGAUAACUCUCUGGAUGCACCUGUGAAGUUGUGUGACUUUGGCUUUGCCAAAAUUGAUCAAGGAGACUUAAUGACCCCUCAAUUCACUCCCUACUAUGUAGCACCUCAGGUACUUGAGGCUCAAAGACGACACCAGAAAGAAAAGUCUGGAAUUAUACCUACCUCACCCACUCCUUAUACCUAUAACAAGAGCUGUGACUUGUGGUCUCUCGGGGUGAUCAUCUACGUGAUGCUGUGUGGCUAUCCUCCGUUCUACUCCAAGCACCACAGUCGCACCAUCCCGAAGGACAUGAGGAAGAAAAUUAUGACUGGCAGCUUUGACUUUCCUGAAGAUGAGUGGAGCCAGAUUUCGGAGAUGGCCAAGGACAUUGUACGCAAGCUGCUGAAGGUGAAGCCAGAGGAGAGGCUGACUAUUGAGGGAGUCUUGUCUCACCCUUGGCUCAACUGCACUGAGGCACUCGACAACGUGCUGCCUUCCGCCCAGAUGAUGAUGGACAAGGCGGUAGUUGCAGGUAUCCAGCAGGCCCAUGCAGAGCAGCUGGCCAACAUGAGAAUUCAGGAUCAUAAUGUCGGCCUGAAGCCUCUAAACUCUGUCAACAACCCAAUCCUCAGGAAGCGGAAACUGCUAGGCCCCAAGCCCAGUGACAGUUUCUUCAUUCAUGACCCAGAGAAUGGAGGGGAAGACUCCAACGUAGCUCUGGAAAAAUUACGAGACGUCAUUGCACAGUGUAUACUACCACAAGCUGGAGAUAAUGAGGAUGACAAGCUGAAUGAGGUGAUGUAUGAAGCCUGGAGGUUCAACAGAGACUGUAAACUGCUGAGAGACGGCCUGCAGGGGCUUAGCUGGGAUGGAAGAUCCUUCUCCGAUAAAGUCGACCGCUUGAAGUUGGCUGAAAUAGUGAAACAGGCCAUCGAAGAGAAGACAAAUCUCCAAGAAUCUAAUUAGCAAACGCUGUCUUUCUAUCUUCUUUUUAUAUUGUUUAUUAUGACCCUUUUUUAACCCAUAUCUGUAAAGAGGCUUUUUUUAUGUAAAAUGAUGCGCUAAUUUUUCUUUUUUUUUCUUUCAUGAAUUCACUUGCAAGACCUAUUGUACAGCUGUAGAUAUAUUUCAAAGAGGACUCAUUGGUACUAUACUUUUUUUUUAAAUGGACACUUGCAACAAACAUUGAAAAAACCUAUAUUUUCAUUUUUGCAAAAAAGAGAAAAGAAGAGAAAAAUCAGUUAAAGAAAUUAUUUUCUGGGAGGGGAUUUUGUCCAAGGAGUCACGUGUUUUAUCCCAGUUAUUUCAUUUUAUUCCAUUUUCUUUUAACCAUCCUAAGACUUUUAUUUAUUUAAACAAAGAGUUCCAUUAUUUUAUACUUUACUUGUAGCCUGCCAGUGGACUCUAGUUGAGAGAAGCUGUCUACGAUGUGACUUUGUUCUUUUACACAAACUCUUGAUUCUCAGACUGCAUUUACAUUAUAUGAAUAGUUUUUUUUUUUUUUUUUUUAGCUUUCCCUUGACCUUUUUGUUGUGUAGAGUUCAAGGCAGAGUGGAAAUUGAUGUAAAAAGAAAGUGUCAUGAAAUAGACAAAUGCAGCCCCAAAUUCAUCUCGUCACAAACCCUUUUUUGAAGCUGAUUUUGAAGCCGACUGAAUAGUCAUGAACACUAUGGCUGAUUUAGAUCAAUGUGUUUUGACAAAAAAAAUCUUCUUUAGAAGAUGCCGUGUUUCCAUAUAGGGUUGAAAGCUCCAGUUAAGUUAAAACUUUAUUGUCAAUCUGUUUCUCAACUAGAUCCAUGAAGGUUUCACAAACUCUUGAGUUCAACUCGUACAUAUGAAGUGCUGAUACUGCUUGUCAGCUUCUGAAGUUUGUAUCUGACAACUAAAAUGAAGUUAAUUAUUUUAUAUAAAGGCAUUUUUAUACGUCUUCCCAUAUCUGAUUCUGACAGGUCUUAAGUUCAGUCUUUGGUUAAAGUUGUUGAUCUGUGGAACUGGCGCAACAUGAGCUGCUUUGAUGUAAAGUUGUAUCUACUGGAAUUCAGACCAGAGUCAGUUAAUAUUUAAGUCCUUUUAAAGCAAAAGUGGUUGCUACUUAAACCAACAGAGACACAAAAACACCGAGCAUUUUUGGUGCAAUGUAGUCGAUGUCUUUAUGCCAGAAAAGAUCAGAAGAAGGGUUUCAGCCUCCACUAGCAGCAUCAAACUUGCAGUGCUACUGAAUGUGCAAUAGGGCAAUCAUUUAAUUAUGUAUUCAUAGUGUAUGCAUGUACAUGGUAGUGAAAAAAAGAUAUCAAGUAUCAAUUGUCAUUACAAUGGUCUGAAUACCAGCAAAUGCUCCCUCCCUUCGCUUAUCCUCAUUCUUUUAUUUUGUUAUUAAUAUGUCCUUGAUUAACUGAAAACAAGGCUUAGAUGGCUGAAAGUGCAAGUUCUCUUGUUGAGUGCCUGAUUAUAUCGGUAAUAAUGUUAUUUGUUUGUUUUUGAAAAUCCUCAGAAGUUCAUGAAAUUCCCCUUUGAUGAGGUCUUGGCUUUAAGCAGAACAUAUUUUCAUGUCCCGAUUACUGCAUUAACCAUGUGUUUUUUACCUUAAUGAAAAGAUAUAUAAUAUUCUGAGUAAUUAGCAAACAUUGGUGCAAUAUAUUGUUGCUGUCCAGUGACAAACUUGUAUCUCCAAUUUUGAGAUAAACUAAAGGAUCAGGUGUUCCUUUGUUGGUUGAGAACAUUUUCUUACGCUUAAUAAACCAUUUAAAAACAUAUUGCAUUAUCAGUAAAAUGCAUUGUCACACAGAUAAAAACAUGGCUGUUUUUCUUAGCUCACAAAUGAAUUGACAUUUUGGAGACAGGACAGUGAUAUGUAAGCUGAACUUUUUCACACCAUUUGUAACUGUCAUGAAGGAAAGCGUCUGUAUUAUUUAAGUUUGGCUUUAAAACAAAAAUGUGAACAAAAGCAAUCAUUACUGACAUGAUUCUGAGAGAUCAUUUUGACUGUCUUGAUGGUUUGUCUACUGUAAAAGCUUAACGAUAACCACAGCUUGUGUUUGAAAAGGCGUUAAUAUUACAUGGCUAUUUUUACGUUCAAAUGUAAAAUGUGGGCGGUAUCUUCAUCCUUUACUGCUCAGUAUAAAUUACAGGAUAAAGGGGAAACUAAAUCAUUUAAUUAGUGAUUGAUACUUAUCCUUUUGGCUGUGAUUGCUUGUUUUCAUUCCACAAAUCGGUGUAUUGGUUUGGCAACAUUUUGUUGAUGUUAAUUUAUUAUAGUUAUAAUUUUUGGGGGAAAUGAUGUCCUCUAAAAAGGAAGAGUUUCAGUGCUGGUGUCUUAUAUUUAACGGGAAAAUAUGAGAGUGGUAUCAAUCUUCCCAUCUACGCUGCAAAGCUAAUCGUAUUUUCCAAAAUGUCGAACUUUUGCUUUAAUAUGCAGCAGUCAAGUUUUUUUUUUUUUUUUUUGUUAAAUCAUACAUCAAACAAACAGUAUUGCAGAAUCAGCAGAGCCUCUCACUGGAAGUUAAACCUAUUGCUGCCGUUUUGUUUUACUUUGACCUUUGGUGUGUGCGUGUGUGCCUGUGCGUGUGUGUGUGUGCGUGUGUGUGUGUGCGUGUGUGUGUGUGCCUGUGCGUGUGUGCGCAUGCCUGUGCGUGUGUGCCUGUGCGUGUGUGCUUCCUUUAAGUCUCCUCCCCCACCCACUAUAACAGAAUGUAUAUCAUCUGCUACCUGAGUGAGCAUUAUCAUUGAAGGCUAGUUUAUUAGCAUCUACUGUAAAGUCAAGGAAUGUAUUUGGAUAUUGAUACUUCUAACAAUGAAAACCCUAAGGGAAAAAUACAGUCAUACUUAGACACCUGCUGCUGUUCAGUGCUCAGUCUGGCUCAGUGUUACUACAAAUCCCAGAGGGGCAGUUUGUUUUAAGAUGCUACCUCCCUCCCUCCCUCCCCAGCAUUGCUGCUGCAGGAGGCCCUCAGAACGACAUUCAGGCUAACGCCGCUUUAGACAUAUUUCACAAAUAUUUUAUAGCUUCCACUAGUCACUUCCACUCUCAUCUGCUCAGUAAAGUGAGACAAGAUUUCUCAUUUUAUACAAGGAAACAUUUCUUGUUCCCUACAUAGAUGCUGACUAAGGAUAAAUAGCAAAACUGUGUCCUUUUUUUAAAAUACCAGCUCAUUAAAAAUGGCCUGAAAGGGUUUAGUCAGCACUUACUACUCUUGAUAAAUACCAGUUGCUUCCGUUUCCUCUGCUGUAUGUGUACUUGUAAAGUAUGGAAAGGUGGGUUUUAUAUGUUUUGAGCCAUUCCUGUUUGUGUUAAAUCAGGAAGAAAUUUCAAGGAAAGGAAUCAUUUCAAAGUUUGGAGCCUUUUCUCUGCUUUUAAUGGUCUCUUUUUUUUUCUCUGGCCUGACAGUUAUGUAGCAUGUAACUGAAUCUCUCAUGAAAGACUUGCUGUAUUUUUGUCUACACAUCUAUUUCUUUGCCGAUUCUGUCUUCUUUGGAACAUCGUCAACAGGCUGACUUUGAAAUAAAGGAAUUCUUUGACUUUUGAA